Messenger RNA from Panicum hallii, 3839 nucleotides. RefSeq names its product putative disease resistance protein RGA1. The transcript is spliced from 6 exons. NCBI's taxonomy places the organism in Eukaryota, Viridiplantae, Streptophyta, Magnoliopsida, Poales, Poaceae. The coding region runs from base 1478 to 3691 and encodes 737 amino acids. The record is from RefSeq and is a predicted model, not a curated record. Gene Ontology annotation, molecular function: ADP binding. Gene Ontology annotation, biological process: defense response to fungus.
CAUCAUCUCCCUGCCGGGCCGGCCUCCUCCUGCAGGUGCGGCGGGUGAUGCUGCCGCGAGCCGGUGUGCUGUGUCGCCGCGCUGGCGCUGCCUCUGGGCUCUAGAAGCAGUGCCCCCUUCUAGCCCGCGCAUCCAAAGUGGGGAUCUGGCACCUGCGGCUGUGGAUGAACUCUGUACUCCGCUUUCUGCUUUCUAUCUGGAUCCAGCUCAUCUUUGCUUUCUUCUCCAACCAGAUGGCUUUCCUUUGUUCACUGAGCUCCAUUGGAUAUCCAUGUUCUUCCGGAUCUGAAAGUUCAGGCCCAUCUCAUUCAUCCAGUAACGAGGUAAUGGAUUCACAAUUUGUCUUUCAGGACAGUUCGCUUGGUUGUUUUUCCUUUCCAGAGCUUGCAAAAGUUUUGCUUCCAGCUAGACGCUUCCUGUGGUUUCUAUUGGCAACAAGUACCGAGUACCGACAAACGGAGUUCUUUAAUAGCGGAGGUGGCAGGAUUCUUUUUUUUCGACAAGGAAGUUUCCCUGAGCCUUCGUUUUCCAUUAGUUUGACUUCAAGAUAGUCCAAGUCGUCGCUAACGUCUUUAUUGCUAACAUUAUUGGAGCUACCAAACGAACAGAUGGUCUAUCUGCUACCUAAGCUGAGCUGCACAGUGGAAUUCAGUGCUAUGGAGUAGGAGAAAGGAGCUGAUCUCAGCAGGAUUUCAAGUUCAUCCGCUAACCAAGUCAAAGUUCUGUUCUGAUUUCUGAAUCUUCUCAAUGAGCACCACACAUACUCAGGAACUUAUCUGUUCGUCUUGAAAUCGUGGAGCCCAAAGGAAGCUCCUCUGAUUUUGAGAACAGAGUGAAACUUGGUGCCAUGUCUGGGGGUGGAACAUAGAAAGGGGCUUGAUCCAAGUUGGAACUCCAGGUACUGUCUGAUAAGUUUUCAGUUCUUGCUUUAUCAAGCUCGCCAGGUCCCUUCCCUGCUUUCUUCCCAGAUUAAUUUCUUCUGUCACCAAGUCACGCCAAACCCAACCCACCCCCCCCCCCCCCCCCCCCGGUCGGACUAAUCAGAAGAAGUGGCAUACUACUGCUCUGUCAGUUUUGGAGCCUUUGGGAUGGGUGUCAACUAGAGUCUUUGAAAUAUGACCGGACUGGAGGCUGCUUUAGCAACUGCACUGUUGAAGCUUGCUGGUAACAAGCUAGUUCCACUUAUUACUAGCGAUUUGCUUCCAUAGCAGGUGUGACAAAAGAUCUCUCUGAGCUCCAAGAUAUACUUGGAGAGAUUACAAGGUGUCUUUCAGCAAUUCGUGAUAGAGACAUAGACAGUUGCCCAUCAUUUCUCUGGGUGAAAAAAUUGAAAGAUGUAGCUUAUGAUAUUGUUGAUUUACUAGAUGAUGUUCAUCUAGAUGCUGAGAAAUACAAAACCGGCAGUGAUUAUGAUGGCAACCAUGGUAUAGGUCAUUACUUCUGUUCAAAACCAAAGUCAUUUCUGUUCCGAUGCAAGAUGGCAUAUAAAGUCAAGGGAAUUAAGGUGAGGUUUGCUGCAAUUGUGAAACAAAGAAGCGACAUCAAUACUAUACUUCAUAAUUUACCAUUGGAUUAUUAUGUUAUGAGCAGAAACAGGGGAACUGCAGAGUUGUCUUUGUUGAGUAGUGUCGAAGAAUCAAAAAUACCCAGAAGGGAUAAAGAGAAAGAUGAGAUUAUAUGUAAGAUUGUAGAAUGCAGCGCAGGAGAUAAUGGUUGGAUAGUUUCUAUUGUUGGGCUAGGUGGGUCUGGCAAGACUACUUUGGCCAAACACAUCUGCCAUGACAACAAGGUAAAGCAGCACUUUAACGAUACAAUAUUUCGGAUCCACGUAUCUCAAGAAUUUCACAUGGAAAAGCUUAUCAGCAAGCUAUUUGAAGCUAUCACUAAACAAAAGUCAGACAAUCAUGCACGGCAGCACAUGGUCGAAAAAAUUUCAAAGAAGUUGAGUGGUAAGAAGUUUCUUCUUGUCCUUGAUGAUGCAUGGCAUGAGGACAAGGAUGACUGGGAACAAUUCAUGCUACAUAUAAACAGCGGUGCACCUGGAAGCAAGAUUUUGCUAACUACUCGUAAUCAAAAGGUUGCAAGUGCAGUUAAAUCAACACAUAUAUUCCACUUGACGUUCUUAUCAGAUUCUGAGAGCUGGAACUUGUUCCUUCAAUGUUCUGGGUGGGCAGAGGAAGAUUUGGGAUCUGAGUUCAUAUGGGUCGGUAAAGAGAUUGUGAAGAGAUGUGGUGGGGUACCUCUAGCAAUCAAAACUCUUGGCAGUGUCCUCCAUGACAAGAAGGAUAUAAAUACUUGGAAGGCUAUAAAAGAGAGCAAUUUAUGGAAUGUUGAGAGUAUAAAUGAAAGAGUGUUUGCAUCCUUGAAAUUGAGCUACUUUCACUUGGCAGAUAAUCUGAAGCAAUGCUUUACAUUCUGCUCUAUAUUCCCAAAAGGCUAUAAAAUCAUAAAAAGUCAUUUGAUUGCCCAAUGGAUAGCCCACGGCUUUAUCAAUCUGAUGAAUAAAGGCGAUCCAGAAGAUAUAGGAAGUGACUACUUUGAUUCUCUUGUGAAAGUGGGCUUUCUUCAAGAUUCUUUCCAGAUUUGGUACAAUGAUCAAUUAGUAUACAAGAUGCAUGACCUUAUUCAUGAUCUUACCCAACUAGUUUUACAGGAUGAAUUAGUGACAUCUGUACCGAACACUAUUACCACAAACUGUACUCCUAGAUGCAGAUAUUUAUCUUUGACGUCAUCUGCCGAGAAGGUUAACAAGAGCUUAUUUGACAAGGUCCGUGCUCUUUAUGUAUAUGGUGGUGACACAUCGUUUGACAAAUCUAUUAAGAGUAGUUUCUACAUCUGCAGUGUUAUUCUGCAGUCAACAGUUGUUGGUCAAUUUUCCAUAUUGAAAUCGGAGUAUCUUGGUUAUCUUGAAAUUUGUCACAUUAGUUUCACAGAAUUUCCAGAAGCUAUCUCAGGCUGUUGGAACUUGCAGGCGCUUCAUGUUAUGUAUUGUGGAGGUCUCAUGAGGUUGCCUGAGUCUAUUGGCAAGCUUAAGAGGCUGAGAACUCUGGAGUUAUUGAUAUGCAAUGACUUUGAGAGCUUGCCUCAGUCUAUUGGUGAUUGUCGAGAACUUCAAAGCUUGCAACUAUAUUUCUGUGCAAAUCUCAGAGAGAUACCAAACUCCAUAUGUAGACUUGAAAAUCUUAAGGUGCUGCAUAUUGCUGCAUCUCCAGCUGUGCAGCAACUUCCAUCAAAACUGGUUGGUGAACUUAGCAACUUACAGACACUAAAUUUAUCUGGUUGUUCAAAUCUUAAAGACCUGCCAAGCGCAUUUGCUUGUUGUAGACUAUGUAACUUGGUGCUGUCUAAUACUAACAUUACUGUACUUCCUCAAUGGAUCACUUUGAUUGGUACUCUAGAGUGUAUAGAGCUUGAGUACUGCACAGAACUUGCUGAGUUGCCUACAGAUAUAGGGAACUUGGAAAAGCUGGAAGUUCUGAAUAUACAGGGUUGCUGGAGACUCUGUGGCAUGCCAUUAGGGUUUGGACAACUGAUCCGUUUAAGGAGUCUUGGCUUGUUUGUUGUCAGAUGUGGUGAAAAUGAUGCUAGCAUCUUGGAGCUUGAAAAUCUUGAUAUGUUAUGUGGUCACUUGGAAAUUACGAACCUUAGAUAUUUGAGGGAUCCAAGAUAUACGGGGAGAAGGCUUGCUUGAAGCAAAAAAAAAAAACUUAAAAUGUUUGAAAUUGACAUGGCGGUCUUCAAGUGGAAUGGAAGAAGAAUUAGUAUUAGACAUGGAACAUGAUCUGGGUGUGCUGUGUGCUCUUGAACCACCACCAGAAAUUACAAUAUUGGAACGCCGA